Messenger RNA from Erigeron canadensis, 885 nucleotides. RefSeq names its product proline-rich protein 1-like. The transcript is spliced from 2 exons. The coding region runs from base 1 to 885 and encodes 294 amino acids. The record is from RefSeq and is a predicted model, not a curated record. NCBI's taxonomy places the organism in Eukaryota, Viridiplantae, Streptophyta, Magnoliopsida, Asterales, Asteraceae.
AUGGAAGCCAAGGCUGCGAGUUUCAGUUUGGUUUUGGUUUUGUUUUCUGUGAUUGCGGUAUUUGUUUCUGCUGAUGCAGGCUAUGGAAAGUCACAACUCGAGCCGUAUAUGACACCGAAAGGGGAACACGUGGCAUACCCGAAGGCUAAUUCUCCUAAGGUACCAACAAAGCCGGUGAACCCGAAGGACUAUCCUAAAUUGCCAUCAAAGCCCGUGGUACCUAAAAAGGAACAAUAUGAGAAGAAUUAUCCUAAGUUGCCAACUAAACCCGUGGUUCCUAAAAAGGAACAAUACGAGAAGAAUUAUCCUAAGUUGCCAACGAAACCCGUGGUACCAAAGAAGGAAGGAGGUUAUGGAAAGAUCGACCCCAAGAUGCCAUCAAAGACGCCCGUGUUACCAAAACCAGGACAUGAAGGUUACGGAAAAACCUACCCUAAGGCGCCAGUGCCAUCGCUACCCAAGGUGCCAGAGCACCCAAAGAACAUAGCUGUUCAAGGUCUUAUCUAUUGUAAAUAUGGUGCCAAACUCCUUCCACUUCAAGGGGCGACAGCCCGAGUGACUUGUUUGGCCGUGCACAAGAACGGAUAUGAAUCAGCACCAUUUUCAUUUUCAAGUCGUCCAGCAGACAAAAAGGGAUACUUCUUAGCCAAAAUACCAACAUCAAAGCUCGUAAAAGACGAUUUAUGGGAGAUAGUCGAGUGCAAGGCUUUCCUCGAAAAGUCACCAUGGACUAGCUGCAACAAUCCUGAAGAUACGAAUGGAGGAAUUAAGGGCGCUCAUCUAACAUUUUCUCGUCAUCUCAACAGCAACGGAUACUGUUUGUCGUCUGUUGGUCCUUUUAUAUACAAUCCCGGACACGAAUCUUUGCCUAAAGAAGGUUAUUAG